AUGCCCCCUCUAAACCCAACUUCGCAGAUUAAGAAGCUAUACUCCCCCGCCGACAACUUAUACCUCGGUCCCGUUGUCACGCCGCGCCGCAGUACUGGUGCUGCUGUAUGCGGACCAGAAGGGGGACUUGAGGGUUGUGUUGACGAUGAGAGCGGCAACGUUGAGGUCUUAUGGAGCAGUGUGGCUAAUUGUGAUAUGACAGAUGCUGGACAGGCUGCUUUACCGGGUGGCCGCGCCGACUCCCUAUCAGAAACGCCCAUCCAAACCGCGCGCCGGGAAGCUAAAGAAGAGAUCGGCCUCCCCGAACACGACGAGCACCUACCUCGGCCCUUCACGGUCGAGCAUCUCUGCGAGUUCCCAGCCAACCUAGCGCGAACGGAACUAGUCGUUCGGCCAUGUGUGGCGCUACUGCAUUCAUUCGAUGAGCUGACGGGCGAGAAUGCCGAUCCUGAAGUCUCGCUGAUCCCGAGGUUGGAUGCGCGCGAAGUCGCGGCGGUGUUUACGGCGCCGUUUCGCAAUUUCUUGCGCUGUAGGGAUAUGGAGGAUUGGGGUGAUGGGGAUCCGACGGAGUGGUAUAAGGGGGCUUGGACGGAGUGGCAUCAAGAGAAUUGGAAGAGAGCAGUGCAUCAAUUCUUCGUCCCUGUUCGGCCUAAAGAAGUGGUUAAGCCGAAGACAAGGACGGAGGAACAGAAAGAAGCGGUUAGUCAGUUGGAGGAGCAGGAGAAGGCCUCGCAGGUUACUCGGUACCGGGUGUUUGGGAUGACGGCGCGGAUGUUGGUUGAUGUGGCGCGGGUUGCGUAUGCCGAAGAGCCGGAAUUUGAGCACAAUAGUCACUUUGGGGAUGAGGCGAUCAUUGAGAAGUUAAGGAAGAUGGGCCGGUUAAGUCCGAUUCGGAGGACAGGGGAUCAGUUGACUAGGCGGGAUAUGGAGAUGGCGGCUAAACUUAGUUGAUACUUAUAGUACUUAUUGGAUCUCUGUGUUGAUAGCCUUAUUUAGAGACCAUCCAUACUUUAUACUUGAACGAGCCCUAUGAAUUAAAUCAACGGCAAAGAGAAUAGAUGUCUCUUACAACACCCAUAGAACAUCACCACGCGAGCCCAGCAUCACUAGAUCAAACACAACCACAACCACAUCAGCACACCCCCCCUGAGAUACAUGCAAUGUCCAUCCCCUUAUCUCCCCUCCCACUCCGCUUGCCAUUAUCACCCCAUCCCCAUCCUGCAAACACCCGUCCAACAGCACUAAACAAUGCAUAGGUAUUUGAAUUUGCAAUAACCGUGAUGGCAUCCCACGCACACGUCCACGCAUGCAUAUCAUGCAUUUCGCAUCCAAAUCCUAUCGGCUAAAACCGCUCUGCAGUUGA
This is a messenger RNA of Aspergillus neoniger CBS 115656, 1363 nucleotides long. RefSeq names its product NUDIX hydrolase. NCBI's taxonomy places the organism in Eukaryota, Fungi, Ascomycota, Eurotiomycetes, Eurotiales, Aspergillaceae. The record is from RefSeq and is a predicted model, not a curated record. The transcript is spliced from 5 exons. Gene Ontology annotation, biological process: coenzyme A catabolic process. Bases 1 to 951 code for a protein of 316 amino acids. Gene Ontology annotation, molecular function: acetyl-CoA hydrolase activity; coenzyme A diphosphatase activity.